Molecule: messenger RNA, 336 nt
Organism: Vairimorpha ceranae
Lineage: Eukaryota; Fungi; Microsporidia; Nosematidae
Product: oligonucleotide oligosaccharide-binding fold containing 2b
Exons: 1
Coding region: 1-336 (111 amino acids)
Biological process (GO): mitotic cell cycle checkpoint signaling; response to ionizing radiation; double-strand break repair via homologous recombination
Cellular component (GO): SOSS complex
Molecular function (GO): DNA binding
Source: RefSeq, a predicted model, not a curated record
AUGGCAAUUGUAAAAAUUAAAGAUUUAAAAAUUUUUAUAAAGAAUGUUGAUGUAGAAUUUAUAAUCUUAAAACUACUAGAAACUACUCUAACCAAAGACAAUGAUAAAAUAUACACUUAUUUAGUAGCCGACGAAUCUGGUUCUAUUGAAGCUUCUAUUUGGAAUAUAUUACUUGACAUUGGAGAUAUAAUUUACAUUUACGAUGCGUAUGUGUCAUCUUUUAAAGAACGAAAAAGAAUAUUUAAGAGUGGUAAUGGAUAUAUUAGAAGAAUUGGUGAGAUAAAAAAGGAAUUUAUUCUUAAUGAAGAACACAAGAAAUUAUUUUCUUUUAGCUAA